AUGGCUAAUGUGGGUGAAAGACAGAUUAUACCAGAAAAAAGAUUUGUAGAAGCAAUAAAUCGUCAAGCAUAUCAGUAUGAAAUGGGUGACUUUCCAACAGAAUGGGAAGCAUGGAUAAGAAAAAAAAGAAAUGAUCCACCCACCAUUGAGGAGAUUCUUAAGAAUGAGAAUUACAGGGAAGAAAUGAAACAGAAAAUCAAAGAUGUAUCUGAAAAGGAUAAGCUGCUUCAGGCCAAGGAGUACAAGGAGGGACUUGUUGCUGAACCAGCUCAUACUCGUGUCAAAGGCCAUGCCUCUGCCCCCUACUACGGGAAGAACGAGCCUUCGGAAGACCCAACCAGCACUGCCAGUACCUUCCAGCCAGGCUCCUGGAUGCCCCCGGGCAGCGGUAGUAGCCAGAGCAGAUAA
Merops nubicus (carmine bee-eater) is the source of this 408-nucleotide messenger RNA. RefSeq names its product NADH dehydrogenase (ubiquinone) complex I, assembly factor 2 (gene NDUFAF2). The coding region runs from base 1 to 408 and encodes 135 amino acids. Gene Ontology annotation, cellular component: membrane. Gene Ontology annotation, biological process: mitochondrial respiratory chain complex I assembly. The record is from RefSeq and is a predicted model, not a curated record. Lineage: Eukaryota; Metazoa; Chordata; Aves; Coraciiformes; Meropidae. The transcript has 4 exons.